Molecule: messenger RNA, 1437 nt
Organism: Parascedosporium putredinis
Lineage: Eukaryota; Fungi; Ascomycota; Sordariomycetes; Microascales; Microascaceae
Source: the annotation of a GenBank genome assembly
AUGACCUUUGACGUUGAAAAGAACGGCUAUUCCACCGGCGACAAGACAUCUUUCGCCUGGUCCAGCGCCCGGCAGCGAUGGCCCGUCAUCAUCACCACUGCCAUUGACGACGUCUACCGCACCGUGCACGCCGAGACCGAUCCCGAGGUCGUCAAGGAGGGCAAGCAGAUCCUCGAGUCUCUCGCCAACCUCAAGUACCAGGUCCAGCAUGACCGCGCCCUCACCCCAAUUCCCGACGAUGGAUACCCCGACGUCGCCCUCUACAACGAGGAGCUCGCCAAGCUCAGCCCCGCGACCUGGCUCAACGUCCCCUGGCUCUACUCCGAGUGCCAUCUCUACAGGCAAGUCUCAUCCCCCUCGGACGACUUUUCUUCGACCUUACUCCUCCGCACUCUCGUUCCCUCCUCUCAAACCCAUCACGGCCUUACUCAUAAGCACAUUCUUCACCCAAACCCAGCACUGGAAGACGUACGACCUCUUCCGCCGCCAAAAAUCAGCACCUUCCGCUCCUCCCGCGCCGCCGUCCUCGAGCUCGCCUCCCGCUACCGCACCCUCGUCGGCGAGAUCCGCGCCGGCGGCACAAUCUCCGACGACGCCGAGCGCCUCAUGUUCACCGAAAUGCUCGAAGUCUGCCUGUGGGGCAACGCCACCGACCUCUCCCUCCUCACCACCCUCACCUACGACGACAUCCAAAAGCUCCAAGGGUCCGAGGCCCGCAAGGCCGCCGAGAACAACAUCCUCGCCAACGACACCGCCGCCGCCUUCGCCGUGCUGCGACGCGCCCGCGACGAGGGCAAGGCCGAGCGCAGGGUCGACAUCGUGCUCGACAACUCGGGCUUCGAGCUCUACGUCGACCUCAUCCUCGCCGGCUACCUCCUCUCCUCCGGCCUCGCCACCCACGUCGUCCUCCACCCCAAGUCCAUCCCCUGCCCUUUUACGAGACCCCUCCGACGACGAGACCCUCCAGAACAAGACCCCGCCCCGCUCGCCGACGCCGAUGCCGAGAACCUCGCCUUCCUCUUUGAGCAGUGGAGUGGCUUCCACGCCGAGGGACAGGUCAUCCUGCGCCCGAACCGCUUCUGGACGCACGGCGGCAGCUUUUGGAGGCUCCCUACCGAGGCUCCCGAGCUGCUCGAGGAUCUCAAGGCGAGCGAGCUCGUCAUUUUCAAGGGUGAUCUAAACUACCGAAAGCUCACGGCAGAUGUAAGCUGCCUGGGACCCCACAACUCCUUCGUCACCGCCCUAGGUCCCCUCGGCCCCGGCGCUGGUGUCAACAUCCUCUCCCUGCGCACAUGCAAGGCCGACGUCGUCGUCGGCCUCGAACCCGGCGUUGACGAGGAGCUCCGGGCCAAGGAGGGCGGCGGCGGCGAUUCUGGCGAGCGGCGGUGGGCGUGGAACGGCAAGUGGGCCGUCAUCUCCUUUUCUCCUAGGAACUGA